AUGUUAAACAUAGAAAAACUGCUUUCAUGGGUUAUUAUUGUCGAAUCUUCACUCGUCUGCAUUGGAAAUGUCGUUACCGUGUUGGUGUUUUGGAAGCAGCGAGUUUUUCUAAAGCGGUCGUACUAUCUCUUACUCAAUCUCGCUUUUGCCGAUUCACUCGUGGGAGCAACAGAACUGAUACAUACAGCAAAAGCUGUUCACGAAAGAGCGUUUUCUGGGAGUCCUUUAGGGAUAUUGGGUGCGCUGUUUUGGAGUGUUUCGCUCCUGUCCCUGGUUGUGAUUGCUUUGGAGCGAGCUUACGCCGUUCUUUGGCCUCUUCGUCACAGAGUAGCUAGCGCUCGAAUCUACAUCGUCAGUAUAGUUCUGGUCUGGAUAGGGGCCGUGUGCUUGACAAUGACGCCUUUAACAUUACAUCUCACUGGCAAAGUCGGCAGAUUGCCUUCAUAUUUACUCACAAACACAGUGAUUCUCAUGUCCCUUUGCCUGAUAAUAGUGGCAUACCUGGCAAUAAGGAAACGGUUAAGAAGCACAAAUCAUACAUUCGAAGCCCAUAACCGAAAAAGUUUCAAACAGAACGUUAAUUUAUCUAGGACAUUAUUCCUUGCUGUCGGUUUGUCCAUUGGGCUGUUUUUUCCAGCAACAGCGAUUUACACAGUCAUCGCCUUUCACCAUAAAAAGCCGCUUACUGAUAACAACGUCCUAAUUUUUGUGGCUACAGCUCUAUACCUUGGCAACUCACUUGUUAAUCCUAUCGUUUACAGCUGUAGAAUGCCUAUGUUUAAGGCAGCAGUGAAAGGAUUUUUGAAACAUGAAGUCUGCCAUUCGAAUUCGAACUAGCUCACUUGUCUUUACUCAGCAAUUCAUGUGGUCUUAAAUUCCGGUUUAUUAGUGUGCAAAGACAUAUCCUAUCUAAUUUCGUGAAAAUUUGCCACUCUUGAAAAUUGGCGUCACCCUUCUGCUUUGGGGGCUCAAAAAAUUUCGGUCAUUAUACUGCUACACGAGAAAUUUCUGCAGUUUGAUUGGCUUAGAGCAAUGGUAUUUUAGCUUAAUUUGAAGUAACAACAUAUGAAAAUUACAAACCUUUUGUGGGUAGUUGUAUAAACAAAUAAUAGCCUGAUUUGUACGUGAUAUUGGCAUAAAUACCACUUGUGAUAUUUCAAAAUUGUCUCAAAUUUCACUCGUCUAAUGGCUCGUGAACUUACGUAUAACAAUUUUGAAUUAUCACUCGUGGUAUGUAUGCCAAAUAUCAUUACAAAUCAUGCUAUUACCUAUACAAAUACAAAGAAAAAAUCAAACAAUUUCGAACGAAACUGGGCCAGGCUUUUGGAGCUUUUUUUGUGUUGGUGUUUUGUAUAUCUCAGUUCCUGUUAAUUUCGACGCUUCUUUGUUGAUGAAAGACUACAAAAGAAUGGAAGAAAAACUCCCAGAGAUAUUUGACCGCGCUGCCAGUGUCAGAAAGUGAGCUCAGCGGGUUUCCGGCGAGGGAAAUUUUCUUCAGUUAAUCCGUUAAGCAUUGCCUGGAUCUGGUUAGUGACGCGUCAUCAUUAUGAAAUUUCUGCGCUCGGUCGUCAGCGGAAGUCAUUUCGCAAGGAAACUAGUGAUGGGAUCACGAAAGGUCGGCUGUUUUCUCAGGCUGACGUUCACCAUUUCCAGGGUAUUCACGGUGUUUAUUCUUUGUCGCCACCUUGAAUUUUUGCGAGCGAGAAGAAGGAAUGGAACUUGGGUCAAAUAGAACGCGUUCUUCACAAAAUAAACCUUUCAGUCGACGCUUCCGAAAUUUUUUGGUUAUUGGAAAAAGCCCUUAGAGAAAUCUUCAUUUUAAGCUAACUAUUCCGACACAAGCCAAGGUAAACACAUUAAAAACUGUAAAAAGUUGAUUGUACUACUUCGCAAGACAUAAAUUAAACUAGCCUGCGUCGCAGACAGAAUCUAAGCUCGGGAAGUAACGUCUGCGAAGCAGUAAUAGAUUCUCACUGGGAGCCCCCACUCGCAAACGCCCCAAGGUAGAAAUGAGUUUUGGGAAGAGGCGAGCCCGGAGACGGGAAGGAGCGGGAGCUAAGGCGCCAGAGUGUGCCAUCGCUGCGGGGAGGUGGGUGGGGGGACAAACUAGGUGUCUAGUGUCCGUUUUAACGAAGAGAGCAAUAAACAGCAUCAAUUUAUACUAAACUCACAAAUAUAUGCACAACGAGUUCUCCGCGGAUCCACAGAUGCGCCGGAAUUUAAAUGCACGGGUCCCAAGGGCACAGGGAGCGCUUGCUCAACGGACUCAAAGAAUUACCGGAAGUGCGUUUCGAAUUUCCUUUAAUCUUGAUUGGCUAAUGGACAAUAACAUUUUUAAUAGGCCAAUCAUGGCGCGUACUCAAACCCCUGGUACACAGGUGGUGAUCCAGAACAAGGAUUUCGGCGCUGUUUCGCUGACGGGCUUAACCAGAGUGAGGUUUCGGGUUGUAGCCGUUAACAGCUGUUUUGCCAUUAUUGUGACAUAGCUAAGUUCAAUUGCCCGGCGUAUCACAUCGAAGGAUCGAUCGGUUUUUGAACUUUUAAAAUAGAACGAAAGGGUUCGGUUAGUUUGAUUGAGUUCGUUCAUCGAACGAAGUAUAACUCACAAAAGGAAAAGAGGAAUGGAAUCGCCAAACCCAGCUUUCCACUUCGAGACUAUAUUCAUUCAGUUUCUUAUCUCUUUCUAUACUUCACGAAGUAGACAAAAGACAUUGAGGAAUCACAGGAACUUUGCCUGCUUGUUUUCCUGUAACAAUAACGUUUCUCUUUAUUUUAUUAUUAUUGUUUUUUCACUCUAUUCCUUACCCCUGUCCCUUUUUUUCCUGUGACACCACAGGCAACCCAAGUGUAAUAUGAGAGUUUGCGGUAAAAAUAUUAACACUUAAAAUCCUGAAUAAAUAGAAUCAAACGGGUAAAAUUACUGAAUAAAGUGAAAAUGAUCUUACUUGGUGUUUUUUUUGUCUUGUUCACUGGUUGUUUAUUGGUCGGUAGGAUAAAGAAUCAUAAGAAUGCUUUUGGAUUUUGUGCACCGUCAAGUCCACAAAAACGUGACAAAGGAGGGGGACAGAUCAUAAACAUUCAACUCUAUCAACUAUAGAUAGGGUCAAAACUUUAUUGUUAUAUUGAUUUACUUUAGUCCUGGUUCGCAAUUUCAGAUUUUUAAUUAAAAUCGCUAUCGUCAUUAUAAAGGUAGUAACUUAUUAUUUCACAGAGAAUAGAGUUCACAAGAGACACUUGAACAUCUGCUUCGCAGGUCUUAAAAUAACAGUAAGCCCUCCCAGGUAUGCAAAGCUUUGGCGAUGUGUCGAUGUCAAGUAGUCAACUAAAACCUUUUUGUUUUUGACUUGCAAUAUUGUCAAUACUGGUAUCUCAUUAUAGCAGCGCUGUUUUUUGCCUCCGAGACAGAAAUGCAGUCCACAUUAG
Molecule: messenger RNA, 3423 nt
Organism: Porites evermanni
Lineage: Eukaryota; Metazoa; Cnidaria; Anthozoa; Scleractinia; Poritidae
Source: the annotation of a GenBank genome assembly